AUGAACGCCGCAGAAAGUAUGUUCAGACACGGCCAGGCUCAAGCCCCCUUCGAUUUCCAAACAAAUGGCGCGCCGAUUCCAUGGGCAGAGAUUUUUUCUCGGCAUGAGGCCAUCCUCGCCUCGCAUCUCGAAAUGCUCGAUUCAGUGAAGAGUCAAAUCGCGCCGAACGGUGAAGCGUUCCGCACAGUCUCCUUCAUGGUGACCAAAACGAUGCAAGCGAUCAAUCAGUCUAGAGUGGCUCGAAAGCAAAUGCUCAACCGAAAAGCGUCUGACAACGCAUUCAACACGCCCCGCUCAUCCUCCGCAUCCAAGAUGAGCACAGAUUCUACCUCUACCCCGCAAUUCACCGAUACAGAUACCAGCGGCCGGAAGAAGAGAUCCAGAGCCGAGACGGCGGACACGACUACGCAGAAUCGUCCCCCAACCCCGGAAGAUGUUCCCCGAGCUUCCAAACGACGUCGUGACCCCACCGAGGGAGAUACUACAAGUGCGCCCUAUGCCUCGCCCGGUUCACCGGAGACAGAGGAUAUCUCUGCGGAAGUUCAGCGCCGCCUCAGGAUCAGAGAAGAGAGGCGACGGAAAAAAGAGAACGCCAAGCCAGAAAAGCGCAAGCGCGAUAGUCUUGCAUCAAAUGAUGGCGCAUCGACUGGAGGAGCGACUCACAGGAAGAAGCGUGCGCGGCGAACGAGUAGCGAUCUGAAGAGGGAUGGUGAUACACUUGCGGACAAAGAAGCAGACGCGAAGACAAAGCGAUUGAGGAAAACUCAUACUUGGAAUUAA
Penicillium subrubescens is the source of this 780-nucleotide messenger RNA. RefSeq names its product DNA polymerase delta catalytic subunit. The record is from RefSeq and is a predicted model, not a curated record. NCBI's taxonomy places the organism in Eukaryota, Fungi, Ascomycota, Eurotiomycetes, Eurotiales, Aspergillaceae. The transcript is spliced from 4 exons. The coding region runs from base 1 to 780 and encodes 259 amino acids.